AUGUGUAUUUGAAAUGUUUCCGAAACAGAACACGUUUGUCGAAUGAAAUGUCCGUGUUACUAGUUGAACAUCAAAGAGGAGUAUAGAGAAGAAAACAGAUUCCACAAGGCUCUUGAACUGCGGAUUUGGAAUCUAGUUCAAUUCGAAUAGUACAAAUAUGAGUGAGAAAUUACAGAAAGACCCACAACAGCGACCCCAAGUUCACCUAACCAUCCUUAAAACUAUGGGAAAUUUGGACGCAAAGAAGGCCAUACACUAACACAUCAAAAGAAAAUAAAGCUAUAUCAGUUCAGCUUCUCUCUCUAGCAUUGGAAUUUACAGCCGCCUGAAUCCUACACAACCAUCUCUACUUCCAAUGGCAAAUGAUUCCAAACAUGACACUCUAGUAUCAAUUGAUAAUACAUUUGGGAAGCUUCCUGAUCAUCUCCUGAUAGAAAUCUUUAUAAGAGUUCCCAUAUCAGAGUGGGAUCAUAUAUCAUGUGUCAGAAGACAUUGGGCCAAUGUAUUUCGCGGAGAAUGCUUGUGGCAAGCUGCUCUUAAUAGAACAUAUCCCUUUGCUGGCCAAGCUAAAAGAUGGCCUGGACCAAUACCUCAAGGGUUGAGCAGAAGGAGAUAUAGAGCUUUAUAUGUUAGUAAGCACAUCUUUGCACUGGAUGAUGAGAUUACGGGCCAUGCUUAUUGGUUUCUAAAAGAGCAGCUUGAACUUUCCACAACAUCUUCUCCUUCUGGGAUUCUACAUGGAACAAUAAUAGCAGAUCAAUUUAUUGCUUGUGGGAAAUCAAGAGACGCGGCACACGAGCUUGCUUCCCAAAUCUGGCUAGCAGUUCUUGACAAUUUGAAGGAAAAUGAUCACACAUUUCUUUUACUUAAACGUCUUGCACUAGAAGGGGAUGUAUUUCUUCCUUAUCCAUAUACAAAAUCCAUAGAAGUGCAAUGGAGGGUUUAUGAAAAGCUUUUCAGUGAUUUCAGGGAUUGUUUUGAGGAUGUAGAUUAUUAUGAUGUUUUGUGUUGUGCAAAGAGUAAGUUGCAGCGAAUACCCUCAGCUUGGUUGGAGUACUACUAAAAUCAUUUCCAGGACCACACAGUGUAAUGUACACAUAAUUGUACUUUUCUGUAUAAUGUAGUGCUUGGUAAAUAGCAGAAAAAGAAUUGUAAGCAUAUUGUUUGCUUCUGUUCCUUUCACUUUCAGCAGUUUUGUUGACAUUAAUUGAAUGGAUAAUACCUUUCCAGCA
Messenger RNA from Mercurialis annua (annual mercury), 1232 nucleotides. RefSeq lists its product as uncharacterized. The record is from RefSeq and is a predicted model, not a curated record. The transcript is spliced from 5 exons. Bases 356 to 1063 code for a protein of 235 amino acids. Gene Ontology annotation, molecular function: protein binding. NCBI's taxonomy places the organism in Eukaryota, Viridiplantae, Streptophyta, Magnoliopsida, Malpighiales, Euphorbiaceae.